Messenger RNA from Olea europaea var. sylvestris, 825 nucleotides. RefSeq lists its product as uncharacterized. The record is from RefSeq and is a predicted model, not a curated record. The transcript has a single exon. Lineage: Eukaryota; Viridiplantae; Streptophyta; Magnoliopsida; Lamiales; Oleaceae. Bases 1 to 825 code for a protein of 274 amino acids.
AUGGCAGAAUUUGUGAAUCAAAAUCAAUCGCUCAAUUUCUCUUCAUCUUCGAUGAGCAAUUCCGCGAUUGAGGAUGGAUCGAGCCCCUAUUUUCUACAUCAUUCUGAUAGCCCAGGCUUAGUUCUCGUCUCACAGCCUUUGAUAGGAGAGAAUUAUGCUUCCUGGAGCCGUGCGAUGACCAUUGCUUUAUCUGUGAAAAACAAGAUCGAUUUUAUCAAUGGAUCAAUUUCAAAACCUGAAGCCAAUGAUGAUUUGCUAAAUGCCUGGAUCCGAAACAAUAACAUGGUGAUUUCGUGGAUUCUCAACUCAGUUUCUAAAGAGAUUUCAGCUAGUAUUAUCUAUGCUGAAUCUGUGCAAGAGAUCUGGGAUGAUCUCAAGGAAAGAUACCAGCAAAAGAAUGCCCCUCGCAUAUUCCAGUUAAGGCAGGAACUGAUGAAUCAUAUCCAAGGUCAAUCUUCUGUAAGUGUGUAUUUCACAAAAUUGAAAACUAUUUGGGAGGAGCUUAGUAAUCACAGACCACUAUGCACCUGUGGGAAGUGCAAUUGUGGAGGAACAAAGAAGCUGGCAGAUUACUAUCAUAUGGAAUACGUUAUGUGCUUCUUGAUGGGGCUGAAUGAUUCUUUUGCUCAAGUGCGUGGCCGGCUACUGAUGAUGGAUCCUAUUCCAUCCAUAAAUAAAGCUUUUGCCCUUAUAUCCCAAGAGGAACAUCAAAGAAGUAUUAAUGCAAAUAUUAAUACCACUGGUAAUGUCAAUUCAAUGGCAUUCUAUGUCAAGAAUGACGCCAAGAAACCUGGUGUGAACCAAACUCACAGUAGCAAGCAUUAA